Molecule: messenger RNA, 5092 nt
Organism: Trichosurus vulpecula (common brushtail)
Lineage: Eukaryota; Metazoa; Chordata; Mammalia; Diprotodontia; Phalangeridae
Gene: WIPF1
Product: WAS/WASL interacting protein family member 1
Exons: 9
Coding region: 488-1981 (497 amino acids)
Molecular function (GO): actin binding
Source: RefSeq, a predicted model, not a curated record
UCUCUCUGACUAUAUUCCAAGAACACCAGGAAAAUUACUACCUGGGGUGACUUGUAGAGAGGGAGAAGGAAACAAGUCACUGCUUUAAAGACAGCAGGAAAACCUUGAAUGAAGCAAGCAGAGAGGCGAUCUUAUCACAUGCCUCUGGCCAGUUUGAGUGGCAAGCUGAGCAAGGUGCAGUAAGGAAGUGUAGUCACAUGUAACAUUUACAGGAAACAGGCUACAAGAGAGGGGAACCUUAGAACUUGGGGCUACUCAACGGAUUUAAAGCGAUACAGCAGUCCAUAUUCAGAGGAAUCACCGAUAGUGUAGAGAAGAAUUCUGGAUGUGAAGUCAGAGGACCUGGAUUUGAUUCCCGACUGUCUCCUACUCCCUGCGUGAUCCUCAGAAAGUCCCUUUAUCUUUCAUGAUACCGCUUUCUUCAUCCAUCAAAUAAGGAAGUUGGACCAGGUUCAAGAGUGAUAAUACAGAAGCUUAAUUGUCCAAGAUGCCGGUUCCUCCCCCUCCAGCACCUCCACCCCCACCAACAUUUGCCCUGGCAAACACAGAGAAGCCUUCCUUGAACAAAUCGGAACAGGCUGGAAGAAAUGCUCUCCUUUCUGACAUUAGCAAAGGGAAAAAACUCAAGAAAACAGUCACCAAUGACCGAAGUGCACCGAUAUUGGACAAACCUAAAGGAUCUGGUGGUGGAGGCAGCGGCUUUGGAGGAGGCAGCGGUGGUGGUGCUACUGGAGGUGGUUUCGGAGGGAGUGGUCCACCUGGUUUAGGUGGAUUAUUCCAGGCAGGAAUGCCAAAGCUGAGAUCCACGGCCAACCGAGAUAAUGUUUCAGACUCGGGAGGAAUCCGUCCCCCUAUUUUGCCCCCAGGAGGAAGGGCUACGUCUGCAAAGCCAUUUUCCCCCCCAGGAGGUGUAGGGCGGUUUCCUACACCCUCUCCAGGUCACAGAAGUGGUCCCCCCGAGCCCCAGAGGAACCGAAUGCCUCCUCCUCCCAGGCCUGACCUGAGUGCAAAGCCGGACAGCGGUCCGCCUCCCGUGCCCAGCACGCCAAGGCCAACGCAAUCAAAUCUCCACAACCGAGGCUCUCCCCCGGUGCCCGGGGUACACCGGCAGCCCAGCCUGGGGCCAACUCCUCCGCCUUUCCCUGGGAACCGAAGUGCAGCGUUCGGAGGGAUUCGACAGUCAUCUCCUGGCUCAUCUCCCUUCUCCAACAGACCUCCCCUGCCCCCUGCCCCGAGCAGGGCCAUGGAUGACAAGCCGCCGCCGCCUCCUCCUCCAAUGGGCAACAGGCCAUUGGUCAAUAGGGAAGGGGCUCCCCCGCCUCCUCCUCCCCAAAACAAUAAGCCUCCAGUGCCUUCCACGCCCAGGCCAUCCUCCUCUUCACAGGCCCCGCCUCCCCCUCCCCCUCCCAGCAGGCCUGGUCCUCCCCCUGUGCCUCCAGUUUCCAGUGGGAGUGACGAAAUCCCAAGGCUUCCCCAACGGAAUCUAUCCCUCACUUCUUCUGCACCUCCUUUACCUUCACCGGGGCGUUCAGGUCCACUUCCUCCCCCACCCAGUGAGAGGCCACCUCCUCCAGUGAGAGAUCCACCAAGCAGAUCAGGACCUCUUCCACCUCCUCCACCUAUAAACAGAAAUGGCAAUACUUCCCGAGCACUGCCUUCCACUCCUCAGCUGCCUUCCAGAGGUGGAUUAGAAAACCAGAGAGGUAGUCCAAGGCCUCCUCUUCCUCCAGACAGGCCUGGCUCUGGAGCUCCACCUCCCCCCCCACCCUCAUCUUCAAUGAGGAAUGGCUUUCAAGACUUAUCAUGUGAAGAUGAGUGGGAGAGCAGAUUUUACUUCCAUCCACUGUCUGAUUUGCCACCUCCAGAGCCAUAUGUACCAAUGACCAAGAGUUACCCCAGUAAAUUGGCAAGAAAUGAAAGCCGAAGUGGCUCCAACAGGAGGGAAAGAGGAGCUCCCCCGCUCCCCCCAGUCCCCAGGUGAAUGAGGUGGCCAACUUGCCCCAGCCCAAUCGCUGUAUUUACCUGAAGAGCUGCUUCUGUUGUCACCGUUGGAAAAUCAGCCCCCUCACCCUACCCCCAUCCUUGCCUCUUUUUUGUGUGUCCCCUUCGUGUGGCUAAAGGGUAAAAAGGUGGGGCUAUUGGGAUGCAUGUAUGGAUUUUGUGGAUUUACCAAAUCAAGUCAUAAAAUGCACCUAGAGUUUAUGACCAGUAUAUAUAUAUAUACAUAUAUACAUACAUCUGUAUGUAUGCAUGUAUAUUAUAUAUAUACACACAUAUAUGUAUUACCUUCAAAGCUAUUGCUUGCUUCAGGAGCUGCCUGCAGGUAAAGCCUCUCAUGACAAGUUGACAAGUAAUGAGAGUUUUGAAAUUCAUGUUAGCAGCUUUUAAAGAACAAAGUUUGAGCAUUUACUGCCUAUUUGCCUUAAACCUAUACUUGCUUAAGCUUAUUCACUCACCUGAGAAUGUCUCUUUCAUAAGGAGACUUGCUUAUAUAAUUUUUCUCCCCCAUCUUUGCAUGCUUGGCCUACUUCCUACUUCUGUGAACUGAAGACCAGCUAGGGGAGUUUACUGAGCUCAGGCUUGGCAGUCUAAGGUAGGGUCUGGGAGAUAGAGAAUAAGGAAAAAACCUGUUUUUUUUUUUAAACAACAGUGUACCACAACCCCCCCAAAGACAACCAAUAAAUGCUUUAAUGAUUAAAGAGUGAACAAAAAAAGAAGUUAGGAUCCCAUUUUCCUUGUUAGAGAAUUGACAGCUAAAUAUUGUUUUCCCCUCUUCUCCCCACUAUACCCCCCCACACACACACACACCAUUAGCCAAACUUUUAAUGCAUAAACUUGGUGAGUACCUCAAGAUAGAAUUUUGUUGGGUAUAGUUUGUGGUCACGUGGAAACCAUCCAUUAAAGAGAAACUGAAGGUCUAUGAGUCUCCCUGGCUUAAAACUAGCUGGUUCAUCCAUCUGUAUGUCGUCUGGACUCCUGCCGCACCAAUUUGAAGCAACUUUUGUCUUUCUCCCUUUCUGAGACAGGUUCCAUGAAAUCUGCCUGGCAUAAGUCCAAAUGACGACCCAAAGUAGAAAAGGAGAGAAAGUUAGGAAAAUGUUGUAUUGCAUGCUAUUCUCUGAAACAGGCAAAAAGAUUUGAGUAAGAGAGCAUAGGGCCUUGAAAAUCCAAGGCUGAGGCUUAUUGAAAUAAGAGCGUUUUAGAGGGACAGAACACUGGAAAAAGUUCAAGAAAAAUUUAUAUGGAAGGACCCAUUGUCUUGGAGCUCUGUGAAUGAGGCUUAGAUAAGAACUAUGAGAAAGGCCAGAUGUUCCUUUUUCAUACAGUUUUGUUUACAGAGCCUUAAUGAGAUUUUUAUCUCAAGAUAGAAUGAGGAGGGGAGAGGGGGUGGGAAAAGAAGUUUCCACCUAAAUGUUUUAUAUGGUUGGUUGUGUCUAAAAUCGUUUCAUAUAUUAGUUGUUUUUUAAAAGCACAUUAAUAAUGAGCAUACAUAGAUCUACCCAAAUUUUUAUUACAAUAUCAAAUUAUUCACAAGUUACUGGUUAACUAAAAAAAAUCACUCCAAAGACAGAUUCAAAAGAUGCAUUCAUGUUUAUAGAAUAAAGUAUUGUCUCGUUUGUAUCCAAUAGUACGUAGGGAUAUAUAAUGAAUUAUUAAGUUACCAGUUUGAGUGCUCUGUGUUUUUUUAUGCCUCUCCUUGCCAAAGUGUUGAAUUUGACACGUGAUUGGUUCUUCUUCCCUCCUAUGUCCCACACUUACCUGCCAGGCAGUGAAAGAUUCAAGGUCUGAAGAGUUAUUGCAAGGGCUGGACCCAACAUGUCCAAAAGUGUGUUUUUAUUAUGAUCUAUGAUGUUUGGAGAAUUUAUCCACUGAACUAAAUCAUCUUACUUUGAGAACCUCAGAUAAGAUGCAGCCUGGUACAGUGGAGAGAGCAGUCUCUGGAGUCACAGGACCUGGGUUCAGAUCCCUCCUCUGAUGCUUACUACCUGUGUUUGAAUUCACUUCCCCUGGAUCUCAGAUUGCUCAUCUAUAAAAUAAAGGGGUGGAAGUAGAUAGCCUGUGAGGUGCCUUCAAACUCUCUCUACAUGUGGUCUUGUUCUUUGAUCUAAUUUUGACAGCAUAACAUCCCUAUGAUGAAGACUAAGGUCAAGCUUUUGAAAUUACUGCCCGCCGUCUUCAAUGUAAAUAUAUUAAAGAAAAAAUGGUCCAGGUUUUGUAAAUGAAGCAAAUAGCUGACCUGUUGCAUUUUAUAUCCCACAUUUUUAGAGAGCAGCCUAAAUUUGAGUAUUUCAACUCAAAGUUGCCAACCACUUGGAACCGAUAUAUUUAGAAUGUAUUUUUUUUAAACAACGAAUGUUCCAAUAUUCCAAGGAUCUCUGCUUGCUUUCUUUGAAAAGAAAAAAAAAAACCUUUUCUAGCCAAAACUUCUCAUAGCACCUCUAUGGUAAAACUACAAACAGAAAAAAAGACAAUACUACUGCAAAAGAUGCAAAAAUCAGCAUUUUUUCCUUCCUCCAAAUCUAAGGUUACUAUGUCUGUUUUCAUUUUCUAUAAAAGUUUUAGGUAUAUUCAAGAUGCAAUACAGUAUUUUAACAUUCAUCAUAUCAUUUUAUAUUAAAGUAUAUUUACAGUAUUAAGAUUCAGUAUUCAGUAUUUAUUUCACUAUGCAUUUUGUUUAGUAAAAAGGGUAAAGCAAGAAAAAUGCUUACUCCAUUGGUGCCUUAUUUUGUGAUUUGAAAGAAAUCAACUUUUUUGUGUCUGUAGCAUAUUAGUAAAAAAGAGUUAUGCUUUGAUGUUUUAACUUCUAAUACAAAUUAUGAGAAUUUCUUAUGUUACUUUGUAGCACAAAUAGGGCGAUUGUUAAAAUGCCCAGUGAAUUUCUUUCAUGAAAUUCAUCUUUUCCUACUUUGCAGUCAGAGACUGUAGACAGGCAAAGAUUAAUUUUUUUUCAUAGCACUGCACUGUAAACAUGCACAUUUUGAUAUCUGUUCAUUGUUGGGUAGCUUAAAUGAUGGGGCCCAGUCGGCCACAGUGAUCUGCGCCUUUUAAAAUUAGCCAGAUAAUAAAUAAAAUCAGAAUGAUCAAGCAUCAA